CUCCAGGGAGGCACGGCGGGCGAGAUGCUGCAGCCCGAAGACCCGGGCGCCUGCCUGAGCUUCCCUGCGAGUGCAAGCGACUCCCAGGCAAAACAGUCGGCCUCGGCGCCCGCCCUCUUCCUCCUCCAGUGCCAGGUGCCUUCAGCCCCUGCCCGGCCACAGCCGGAAGGGCCCCGCCGGGAGACUCGUCGUGCCCCAAGGGAACCCCAUUUCUCUCCGCUUGCUCUCCCUCAUUGCUGUCCCAACUUCUUAUUCUCGGUUCCAUCCUCUUCUGUCCCGCUGCGUGUCCUCCAUUCUCCGCGUCUGGCCGUCUCACUUGACCCAAUACCCCUACCCCCACCCCAGCUGUCUCUUCCAGUUCCUCGCAGCCCUUGGGGUUUUCCUUGGAUUUAUACCCGUCCUUUGCUUGUUGGCUUCUUUGUUGAACGGAUACCUGAAACAUUGUUGAAUCCCUGGAGUCAGUGUCAGGGUAUGGCAAUACCUUAUAUAAUGCAUUUCAGGUAAAUUCCUCAUCUAUGCCUGUCUGCUGCUGUUCUCUGUGCUGCUGGCCCUUCGUUUGGAUGGCAUCAUACAGUGGAGUUACUGGGCUGUCUUUGCUCCAAUAUGGCUGUGGAAGUUAAUGGUCAUUGUUGGAGCCUCAGUUGGAACUGGAGUCUGGGCACGAAAUCCUCAAUAUCGAGCAGAAGGAGAAACAUGUGUGGAGUUUAAAGCCAUGUUGAUUGCAGUAGGCAUCCACUUGCUCUUGUUGAUGUUUGAAGUUCUGGUCUGUGACAGAAUCGAGAGGGGAAGCCAUUUCUGGCUCCUGGUCUUCAUGCCACUGUUCUUCGUUUCCCCGGUGUCUGUUGCAGCUUGUGUUUGGGGCUUUCGACAUGACAGGUCACUAGAGUUAGAAAUCCUGUGUUCUGUCAACAUUCUCCAGUUUAUAUUCAUUGCCUUAAGACUGGACAAGAUCAUCCACUGGCCCUGGCUUGUUGUGUGUGUCCCGCUGUGGAUUCUCAUGUCCUUUCUGUGCCUGGUGGUCCUCUACUACAUCGUGUGGUCCGUCUUGUUCUUGCGCUCUAUGGAUGUGAUUGCCGAGCAGCGCAGGACACACAUAACCAUGGCCCUGAGCUGGAUGACCAUUGUGGUGCCUCUUCUUACGUUUGAGAUUCUGCUGGUUCACAAACUGGAUGGCCACAACGCCUUCUCCUGCAUCCCGAUUUUCGUCCCCCUUUGGCUCUCAUUGAUCACGCUGAUGGCAACCACAUUUGGACAGAAGGGAGGAAACCACUGGUGGUUUGGUAUUCGCAAAGAUUUCUGUCAGUUUCUGCUUGAAAUCUUCCCAUUUCUACGAGAAUACGGAAACAUUUCGUACGAUCUCCACCACGAAGAUAAUGAAGAAACUGAAGAGACCCCAGUUCCGGAGCCUCCUAAAAUCGCUCCCAUGUUUCGAAAGAAGGCCAGGGUGGUCAUUACCCAGAGCCCUGGGAAGUACGUGCUCCCACCUCCCAAAUUAAAUAUCGAAAUGCCGGAUUAGAUGCCACUUCCGGGGACAGAGCUUAAGUGGACUGAGAUGUGCUCUCUCCACCCUCCUCUGCCCCCUCGUUCACCCCGCAAAGCAGAACCAGAACUGGAGCCGGGUCUCCAGGUACGUCCAUCUCAUGCCUUGUUUGCAUCCAGCGCCUGUCAGCCACUCACCACGACGGGAUGCGGAAGUGGCAGGCGACAGGGGCGUGUGCCAGCAGAUGUGGAUGCCGGGAAGAGUGUGAGAACAGGCGCGGGAUUUCCAUCCGUCUGGGAGGGGCUCCAGGUGCUCCUCUUCCCUGUGGCACCCACCGGGGAAUGGCUGCUCCCCAGGCCCUCAGAAGGAACGUCUGUUUACACGGUGCUGAAAUCCCAAUGAAAAGCAUUGUUUAGAAAUGCCUUUCUCCACAGGGCUGAUCUCCUCCCACAGCUCACUCAGCACUCCCCGGUCGGUCGGGGCUGGCGUAGUCAGUAGGAACUGGAACCAUGUCUCUGACGCACCACGUGUUUAGACACAGCACAGUCCUUUCUUCUGUUCCUACUGUGGAAGUACGGUAGUUUCUCUUUGGGCAUGCUGACAGCAGUUUUUCAUAGCCUCACCGAUGAGCGCUUUCUACGGGAGUGACUCCAUGCCUGUAUGCAGAGUAUUUAUACAAAUAUGUUAGCAUCGUGAUAUGCGGUGUUAACCCCUAGUUCUGUACAGCAUAUUCUGUCAAAGUAUUUUUUUACAAGCUUGUGCUGCAGGCAGACGCCUUCUGCUGCAAAAGUGGAUGCCCGUGGCACACCCGUCCCGCCCCAGCAGGGUGCCACACCCCCGCAGUACAUUGCCACUUCUGCCCUGGAACUCAUGCAGGUACGCAGUGGCUGCUACUGCCAGAACAGCAACGCCAAGCCGGAGAUGCUCCAUGCUGCUUCUGACCUUCUCGGAGCAGUGGCUAGCCGAAAACCCAACAAGCGCGACUUGAAGCCGGAGCACCGGAGAAUGUUGCCGAGGGCAGAAACGGCCACGCGGGUCACGUCUGUGCGUGGGGAAGUGUCAAGCUUCGCUCCUGCCGGCAAGAAGAAGGCUUUGUGGUAGGCACGGUGGUUUCACGUGUGCGUGCAGUUUCUUCAAGCGCUGCAGGUUCCUCCAUGCGUCAGAGGUUGCAAGUUUAUCGUCCUCCUGCCUGAAAACAAAUAGGUUCUUCGCUGAGAAGAGGUUUAAAAAGAGCAUUAAUCUUCUCACCCAGGAGAAGAGUGUGGCGUUUCAGUGCAGGCGACUGCUCAUCAGCCUACAUGGGGCUGAAUUCAAGUCCGCUGUGAACACAACUCCGCCCCUGGCACUGGCCUCCAGCAAGCCUGUUCUCUUUGGGGUACGGGGGAACAGGAUGGUUUAGACCUUCCAGCUCAGUGUGUAAAAAAUGUAGCUAAAGCCAGUAUUUUUGCUCUCUUAAGCUGUCCAAUAAACCGGCUCCUCGUUUUA
Molecule: messenger RNA, 2965 nt
Organism: Cebus imitator (Panamanian white-faced capuchin)
Lineage: Eukaryota; Metazoa; Chordata; Mammalia; Primates; Cebidae
Gene: TMEM185A
Product: transmembrane protein 185A
Exons: 7
Coding region: 620-1516 (298 amino acids)
Cellular component (GO): dendrite
Source: RefSeq, a predicted model, not a curated record